Synchytrium microbalum is the source of this 4086-nucleotide messenger RNA. RefSeq lists its product as uncharacterized. Lineage: Eukaryota; Fungi; Chytridiomycota; Chytridiomycetes; Synchytriales; Synchytriaceae. Bases 1 to 4086 code for a protein of 1361 amino acids. Gene Ontology annotation, cellular component: membrane. The record is from RefSeq and is a predicted model, not a curated record. The transcript has 19 exons. Gene Ontology annotation, biological process: transmembrane transport. Gene Ontology annotation, molecular function: ATP hydrolysis activity; ABC-type transporter activity; ATP binding.
AUGGCCACACCACCAUCGACCAUCGGAAACACUGGCAGACGCAUGUCAAUUGUAGGAGAGAUCUUGAAUCCAGCUACAAUUAGUGAGGAUCUAACGCAACAACUGGAAACACCGAUCAUGAGUUCUCGUGGAUCAACAUCGAGUUACAAGAGCCAAGGUCCGUCGUUCCUAGGCAAUGACGGAAAGGAUGGUGUACAGCAUCAAGGUGCUACGGACGGCCCUGAAGUAAAAGCCAACAUCUUUGCAAAGAUGUUCUUUACAUGGAUGACUCCCUUGAUGUUUAAAGGAUACAGGAAUCCUCUGCAGCAGUCUGAUCUCUAUUCGCUCCUACCGAAAUUCGAUGCCAAAUACAUCAGUGAUAUCUUUCACGAACGUAUAGGAAUGAAGAGAAAGGCCAUGGGGAAUAUUGAAUCUGAAGAGAUUGAGAGAGGGUUUAGAGGAGAGAUUCUAAAGAGUUUCUUUAUGAUAAUGUGGAAGGACUUUCUCAUGUCUGCAGUCUUUGAGAUCUCACAGUCUUGGAGUACGCUAUUGACUCCGUUGAUAUUGAGUCAAAUAUUACGUUUCCUGUCUACAAAGGAUACUCCGGAUGCUGCACCUCUGUAUACGGGUUAUUGCUGGGCACUGUUGUUGUUUUUCGCGCAAGUAAAUGUAUCUAUAUCAAAUUCUGCCAAAGAGCUGAAAGUUAGGAGUCUUGGAGUCCGCAUGAAAACCAUCAUGGUGUCAGCUAUAUUCAGGAAAUCGUUGCGCUUAUCAGCACGUUCAAGACACGAAUACCCUUCUGGACGAGUUAUGAAUCUGCUGGCCCAAGACACAAACACCCUGGAAUGGUUCUCUCAAUGGAUCCACGACAUGUGGAGUGUACCAGUCCAGAUCAUUUUCCUGUCCCUCUUGCUAGUAUACUACCUCGGACGAGCUGGCGCCUUUGGUGUUCUCUGUGUACUGUUAGGAUUGACAAUUCAAUUCGUCUUGAUGAGAGUUGCCGAACGUAUCGAAUCAAAGGCGUUAAAUUUCUCGGACUCGAGAGUUAAAUUGACCUCUGAAGCCCUUCAAGGAAUGAAGAUCAUCAAAUUCUUCUCAUGGGAAACCUUCUUCAUCAAUCGCCUGACUAAUCUACGAGAAGAAGACUUGAAACGUCAACGAUGGUUGGCAUUCAUCAAUUCCACAUUUAACGGCAUUGUGCAGCUGAUCCCUGUAGUGAUCAGUAUUACUGUUUUCUCACUUUACUGGUACCAAAAUGGUCGUCUCGACCCCGUGGUUAUCUUCCCUGCUCUAAGUGCAAUCAACAUUUUGCGUGGACCUAUGAUUAUGAUGCCUCUGAACUUGCAACUCCUUUGGCAAGCUAUCGUCGCCGUGCGUCGUCUGGCCAAAUACCUUUCAGCAGACGAACUAGAUUCACCACCUACUGUUCACGAUGCUUCUGAUGACAAGAAGAACUCCAUAGUCAUCAAGGAGUCUGACUUUUUCUGGCAGGAAUGGGAAACAUGGGACCCAUCUGUCACUCAAGAAGCCAACACUAAAUCGAAGCAGUCUUGGUCCUCGUCCAUCAAAACCAGGAUCUCCUCCAUUAAGAACGCCUUGUUCAAGAACAAGAGCAAUAGCAACGAAAAACUGGUCAAGGAGGACUCACCCGCCAAGCCAACAAUAGCAGAGAAACCACCAUCAGUCAUGCACUUACAAGGUAUUGAUUUCACUAUACCGAAAGGCUCUCUUACAGCAAUCGUCGGCUCGGUUGGGUGUGGUAAAUCGUCGUUACUUGGUGCUCUUACUGGUGAAAUGUCUCGAGCCAAAGGAUCUGUUGACAUUUAUGGAACGACAGCCCUAGCCAAUCAACAAGGUUGGAUUACAAACGAUUCCAUCAAGAACAAUGUCUUAUUCGGCACUGAGUAUGAUGCUGGACGAUAUCGAGAAGUUGUGCGAGUCACGGCAUUGGAGAGAGACUUGCGAGAGUUUGCUGAUGGUGAUCUCACUGAGGUCGGUACGCAAGGGUUGACAUUAAGUGGAGGCCAAAUUGCUCGUGUCUCGUUAGCUAGGGCUAUAUAUAGGAAUGCUGAUAUCAUCUACAUGGACGAUGUCCUCGCCGCAGUCGAUAGUCACGUCGGUGCUCAUAUCUUUGAGAAAUGUAUUCGAGACUACUGUUCAGAUAAGACUCGAUUACUUGUUACCCAUCAGAUUCACUUUUUGCCACAAGUGGAUUAUAUUUUGUAUAUGGAAAAGGGUCAAAUUACCGAAAGAGGCACAUAUCAUGAGCUGUUGAGUGCCAAUGGUUCAUUCGCCAAACUGGUUGAACAAUAUGGUGUACCCGAAGAAGAAGAAUCAAAAGAAGCACGAGUAGAAGCAGUUGGCUCCGAAAAGCUGGAGAUUCCCAAUGGAGACUUGUCCCGUGGUAUAUCAUCAAUGAAGAGGAAGAACUCGGUUGCUACAACCAGUUCUUUCGAGAAUAAGGACAAGCCUAGGGCUCUAAUGAGUCAGGAGGAGCGUGAGGAGGGGUCUAUUAAAUUCACGCACUACCUUAUGUUUAUGAAUGCAUUUGGAGGCAUCUGGGUCGCUGUUUUGAUGCUGGUCGGGCUAGUGGUAUACAUUGCUUUCCGUUUGGCAUCUGAUUUGAUGUUGCUCUUUUGGACUACGGACAGACUGGGCAAAUCAUUUGAAUUCUAUAUCAUUCUGUAUGCUGUAUUUGGAGCUCUAUUUGUUCUUGGCUCAUAUCUACAUGGAUUAUUUGUUUUCUUACUGUGCCUCAAAGCUUCUAAGAAUUUGCAUAAUGCUGCUUUGGCUAGAGUUUUCAAAUCACCAAUGAGUUUCUUUGAAACGCAGCCACUGGGUCGUAUUCUUUCUCGAUUCAGUCGUGACGUGUCUGAGAUAGAUCGCUUUAUGGCUCAAAUGCUACGUGCCACGCUGAAUCUGCUUGGUUCUAUGCUGGGAACAAUAGGACUGAUCGCAUUUGCUGUACCCUACAUGCUGAUUCUCUUUGCCAUCAUCGUGCCGUCUUACAUCGUGAUGCAAAACUUUUACUCAGCUUCCAACCGAGAACUGAAGCGAUUGGAAUCACUAGCUCGAUCACCACUAUUCGCUCAAGUUUCUGAAUCUUUGACGGGAUUGCCUACGAUCCGUGCAUACCGUGAACAAACGAGAUUCACCACCGUCAACAACAACCUGUUGAAUGAAGCCAACAAACCUACUUAUUUACGAACUGCAGCUGGUUGUUGGGUGUCGAUUCGAGCCCAAUGCAUGGUCGCUGUAAUGGUUUGGCUAGUUCCCACUCUUGGAAUUGCUCUAAAUGUUCCAACUGCUAUAUUGGGUUUAGCCUUAUCGUAUGGUAUUACCAUUCUGGGUUUGCUCAAUUGGUCGCUCAGAAACAUUGCCGAGAUUGAAUCUAGAAUGAAUUCAAUCGAACGAUUGGGUUACUAUGGUACACAACUCCCACAGGAACGUACUACUGGAAAUCCUAAACCAGAUGGUUGGCCAUUCGCUGGUGAAAUCACGCUCAAGCAUGUCGAGCUCAAGUAUAGAGAAGAAUUGGACCCUGUUCUCAAAGAUGUUUCCCUGAACAUCCACGGUGCUGAAAAGAUUGGUGUUGUAGGCCGAACAGGAGCUGGCAAAUCGAGUAUCAUCGCAGCACUUUUCUCUUUGGUAGAGCUCAGUAAAGGCAGUAUCGAAAUCGAUGGUGUCGAUACCAGCACCUUGACUCUCAAAGAUUUGCGAAAUGGACUGUCCAUCAUUCCACAAACGCCCACGCUCUUCGACGGGAGUGUGAGAUCCAACUUGGAUAUGUCAGGAAUCCAUACUGAUGACGCAAUAUGGACUGCGUUGAGACGGUGUGGAUUGUAUGAAGUUAUUAGUAGCUUGGAUGGCAAGCUGGAAUCUCAAGUGUCUGAAGGUGGUGAAAACUUUAGUGUCGGUCAAAGACAGCUGAUGUGUCUUGGACGAGCCAUGCUUUCCAAAGCACGUAUCAUUUUGAUUGAUGAGGCUACUGCCUCUGUAGAUGUCGAGACAGAUGCCAAGAUUCAGGAACUGCUUCGUCAAGACUUUGCCCACUACACGAUCAUUACCAUUGCUCAUAGGCAAGUAUUUGCCAAAGCUGUUCAAUAG